CUCUGUGUAGUUUAGAUGUCGAGCUUUAGGAUAUGGGAGAGUCAGUGCGGCUCCUGUUCCGUCCAGCAGUGAAUAAUGUCUUAAAGAGAAAACACAUUUGUUGAAUCUGUGUAAUAUUUUGACCGCAUGGGUUUCGGAGAACUUGCUGUUCGGUUUGCUUUAAUUGUCAUUUCCUGUCCGUUAGCAGUUUACUCGAAUACCAGCUGACUAAAAGUGACCGGCGUCAACAUUUCUGCUGCAGGACGGAAGAGACGGAAAAGUAGCUCAACAAGCAGGACACUGGGAUUUUACUGAAAAACUGCGUGUUUUAUAUAUCACAUGAUAGAUAAACAUGACAGUUGCUUAUUCCGAGUAAGUUCAUCAUAAGUGUUUACAGUUUAAAAUCAGUGUUAUUGUUAGUUUACUAGCUGGUAGGCCUGCUGAAGAAUUCUUUCCAGUCUGACUGUGAUUAGCUAGGCUAAGCUAAGCUAAGCUAAGCUAAGCUAGCUGGUCACACUGGAUUGUUUUGGCCAGGAGGGCUGGUGUAGCUUCCUUAACUUCUGCUCUUCUUCUUCGCCGCUGGCGGCUGUUUUGCUUAAAUAUUAACGCCCGUCCAGCUCGCUCAUGGCUACAGAUGCGACCGAGAGUGAAGGGAGUUUAAACAGAACGGACAAAAAUAAUGCGGUUAUUAAUAAGAGCAGUGGUGAAUCAGACACACCCGGAAUUAGUGCGACGCUGGAAAACAAGUCAAGUCGCGUCGCUGAACAAGGAACUGCCGAGAGCGCAGUAACAGCGGACUGCACAGCCACAGAGCGAAUGAUUUCUUUGGAUAAUGGUGAUCGACCUCCCCAACCAAGUCCGAGCAAAACAGAAGGAGUGCAAGAAAGUUCACACAAAGGGCAAAGUGGGGAGUCGACACUCUGCAGCUCCCCAGUGAAGCUUCCGCACGCGCACUCUGGGCUGGAACACAAUGGCAGUUUUGAUCGACAGGAGUCAGUCAACACAACAGAGGCUCGACUGCGAAUGGAAGGAAUGGAGUUUAAAGAAGAGUGGCAAGAUGAGGACUUCCCCAGACCACUACCUGAAGAAGGGGAGAUUCAGCUUGAUGAACAUCUCUUCAGCCACACACUUGGAGAGGAAGAUUCUGGUCCACAGGAUGAAUCGACCAAUGCCAAGAACACAAAACGGAGAUUGUUGGCCCCAGAUAUCAGUCUGAACCUCGAUCGUAGUGAGGGCUCGGUGCUUUCCGACGAGCUGGAUGAAAGCACAGAGUUGGACCUGGACGGCAUGGACACCCCAUCAGACAACAGCAAUGAAUUUGAAUGGGAAGAUGAUCUCCCAAAACCCAAAAGCACUGACAUGCUGCAAAAAGGUGUGGAAUCAGUGACCGAAUAUUCAGCCUAUGACGAGCGCGAAGAUGGCCGACGCUGGAGGAUCUUUCGUAUUGGGGAGCAGGACCACCGAGUAGAUAUGAGGGCCAUUGAGCCCUACAAAAGGGUCAUCAGUCAUGGUGGUUACUAUGGAGAUGGACUAAAUGCUAUUAUCGUCUUUGCUGUUUGCUUUAUGCCCGAGAGCAAUCAACCAAACUACAGAUACAUCAUGGACCAUCUUUUCAAGUAUGUAAUAGGCACUCUGGAGCUGCUGGUGGCUGAGAAUUACAUGAUCGUGUACUUGAAUGGUGCCACCUCACGCCGAAAGAUGCCCAGUGUAGGCUGGCUGAGGAAGUGCUAUCAACAGAUAGACCGGAGAUUAAGGAAGAAUCUGAAGUCUUUGAUUAUUGUCCAUCCCUCUUGGUUCAUUCGCACACUCCUGACCAUCACAAAACCUUUUAUAAGUUCCAAAUUUAGCCAAAAAAUAAAGUUUGUGUACAGUCUGGCAGACCUCGCUGAACUUGUGCCAAUGGAAUAUGUGUCGAUACCAGAUUGCAUCAAGCAGUUUGAUGAAGAAAAAAAUAGGAAAACCCGUAAAAGAUACAGAUUUGGAUGCUGACCUCAUUUCCACAAUGUAAAGUGUAGACUGAAUGGAUUGACCAAGAAAUGCAUGGCAAAGGGGAGAUGGGAGGUGCAGAGUGAGGGUGAAGAGGAAAGAAGAGUUGGAUGAAAAUAGAGUGGGUUUUUAUGUGUCUCUCAGCUGGGGAAAUAAGUAUGUGCCUUCCACGACUCUAUUGCCUAUUACAUGGUGGGACUUUUAUUCUGUAUUGUAUUAGUGUGCCAAACACAAGUUGAAAUCUCAUUGCUGUGCUUCAAGUAUUUUUAUAAUCAUACAUGUAUAAAUUCGGAGGCAGUUGUCAUUGUUGUCAAUAAUUUCUGUUGCUUCUUCCUGAUGUUCAAGGCACUUGGUUUUCAAGUUAGGUGAUGCAUGUUCUAUUACUUUACAUUUAAAAUAUAUUUAUAUUAUAAUGGUGAUAAAGGAGAAAAGAUUAAUAUAUAUCUAUAUAUGUCUAUAAAUAUAAUUGUUUUUUUGCAUUGGACAGUCCUUUAUGGUGUUACUUUGAAUUAUUGAAAUCUCACAUCAUAAUUGUUACUUGUUAUAAGACAUGCUGUAUGAGGAAAGUAUUGUACUUUGGAACAAUCCUCAAGAAAUGGAUUACUUUAUAGUCACAUAUUGUGUUGAUCUCUGUUGUAUACAUUUGGGAUGGGUGUUCAGUGUGUGUUAUGUUCUUGCAAGUAAAACUUUAACAAUACAAGAAAUGUCUUCCUCUUUUCUAAAGUGAUUAUGUCCCAGCAGCAAACAGCAGUUACUUUAGUAUAUAAAGCAGGUCUUUAUUAAAGUUAUUACAUUUGGAAUAUUUAUUAUAUUAAGACAUUACAUUGAUAACCACUUUUCACCAAAUAAUCAUACACUCAGUUUGAGUCUUUGGUUAUGAAAGAAUGUACACAUCACAGUUUUAGCAGUUUUGUCUAAUGCCAACUCUCUAACUCUUGGUGGUGGUUGAUAGUUUUGUUGUCCCAUUUUUUUUUUUGUUUUUGUUUUUAUUUUUUAAGUGAUCUGGGAAAUAAAAUUAUUAAAUUAACUGUAGAAUUUUAGGUGGACUGAUAAUGCUGAAAACAUUAACUUACAAUCAAGUCAUCUUAAAUUUGCUAAAUAUAUUUUGACAAUUUUCACACUAAAUAAUUAAAGUAGCACUUUGCUUAAUCCCCUUGGCUUUUAGAUUAUUCUCAUGUGUUUGGAAUUGUUUCAUUAUUCAUUUUGCAGUGAAAAUAGUAAUAUUAAAGGUCAUUCUCUCACUGCAUGAAAGUAUGAUUAUUUUUUUUUUUGUUUUUGUUUUUUUGUCUGGUUUUUGGUCUGCCUGCUUCUGUAGCAUUACCUUAAAUAUUUUUACUUUUAUCAAUAUAAAUUUUGAUUUAGAUUUUGGUCUUUGUGUAAUUUACCCCCCUGUGAUGAUCACUAACUUCAGCUAAUCAUCUUCAUCUGUCAUCAGUCAAAUUGCCUUAUUUUCUCUGUGAUGUAUUGAAAUGUUGCGAACAAUGUUGCUGCAUCGUUGCGCUGCUGAAGCAGCAUGAGAUAAAUGCCCCUUGGAUUGUUCUCUGUUAAACAGAUCAGACCAACGAAUGUACCACCUGUUUGCUGUUAAUUCUGAUCUUCUGUUGUAUGUUUAAAAGCGCAAUAAUACUAAUAAACAAGUACUAUUA
This is a messenger RNA of Tachysurus vachellii, 3611 nucleotides long. RefSeq names its product BCL2 interacting protein 2 (gene bnip2). NCBI's taxonomy places the organism in Eukaryota, Metazoa, Chordata, Actinopteri, Siluriformes, Bagridae. Bases 604 to 1968 code for a protein of 454 amino acids. Gene Ontology annotation, biological process: apoptotic process. The transcript is spliced from 12 exons. The record is from RefSeq and is a predicted model, not a curated record. Gene Ontology annotation, cellular component: cytoplasm.